Penicillium cataractarum is the source of this 3033-nucleotide messenger RNA. RefSeq names its product SPX and EXS domain-containing protein. The transcript is spliced from 6 exons. NCBI's taxonomy places the organism in Eukaryota, Fungi, Ascomycota, Eurotiomycetes, Eurotiales, Aspergillaceae. The coding region runs from base 1 to 3033 and encodes 1010 amino acids. The record is from RefSeq and is a predicted model, not a curated record. Gene Ontology annotation, cellular component: Golgi apparatus; plasma membrane; cytoplasm. Gene Ontology annotation, biological process: cellular response to phosphate starvation; phosphate ion transport. Gene Ontology annotation, molecular function: inositol hexakisphosphate binding.
AUGACGCAUCCCAAGGAGACAUUCCAGUGGUUAACCAUAAUUCAAACACACAGAGAGCUGGAAAAGGAGCUGGUGCCGGAAUGGAGGGUGAUGUAUCUUGAUUAUAAGACGGGCAAGAAGAAGAUCAAGGCCAUUACUCGAGCACUUCGUACGGCAAAUCGAACACCAGGACUCUCUGCUCGAUCCCAGCCUGUGCGAUACCCAUCCGCGUCUUCUCAUAUUUCACCGUACGAAUUCGAUCAGUCGGACCGUAACGAUCCAUCCAACCGACCUAUUCAGACCACCGAGCAACAGCCAUUGCAAACACCAGGGUCACGGUUCUCGGGCCCCGUGGGAAGUUACGGCAGCAUCGUUGCCUCCCCACGCCAGUACGUCGAAAGCCCAGACAUCAGGUCGCUCAGGCUUCCGGAUCCUGCUAUCGAUCCCAAUCAGGAUUAUGUGCCAGCAAGCGACAAUAUAGGUCCAAGGAGACCCAAGAACUCAUCGCCGGCCUUCACUCGACGAGUUGCAUCUGCUCCGCCAGAGUCCAACUUGACCAAAGUCCCGACAAGUCAUAAUUCCUCUCUGCAUCGCGAGACUACGCCCGAGGACUCGGAAAUACCGCCUGAAGUGUCGGGAACAUCACCGAACGCGCUCGGAGUCAAUCGUACACCACAGUUCAUUCGGCGUGUCUUUUCAUAUGCAGACGACCCUUCACCCGCGGAUUCGCGACGAGAGGUCGAGAAACGCUAUAGUGAAUUUUUUGUCUGGCUGGAUGAUGAGCUGAAGAAAAUCGACGAUUUCUAUCGUAGAAAAGAGGAAGACGCCAAGGAGCGAUACGACAUACUUCAUCACCAACUUCAUGUCAUGUCGCGGAACCGCCAAGGAGAAAUGAUGGAUGCCAAGCAAGCAGCCGAGGGAAAUGGUCAUGAUACGCCGCAUCGACCGAAAGGACUUGCCGUAUUGAACGCCGCUCACUUAAAAGAAACACUGAAAGAAACACUUACGGGGAAAAACCUUCGGUUUGGAAAGAACUCCGAGUCUCUCGCCCAGCUGGAGACGCCUGGCAUUCGACCAAGGGAUCGCGAAUUCAUGUUCGACCGAAGGGAACAUAUGCAUGAUGAAGAUUCGCCUACCAAAGACCCGGGAUACCGGACCGCUAAACAUCAGCUCAAAGUUGCCAUGCAAGAAUUUUAUCGUGGGAUUGAUCUGCUCCGAGGCUAUGCCAACUUGAACCAAACGGCCUUUCGAAAGAUCAACAAGAAGUUCGACAAAGCAGUCAAUGCGGAGAAGCCCCUGGAAUAUAUGACUGAGCGAGUCAACAAGUCAUACUUUGUCAAGAGUGGAGAAACGGCAAAGAUGAUGCGAAAGGUGGAAGAUUGGUAUGGGCGAUAUUUCGAGGCCGGUAACACCAAAAUUGCCGCCACGAAACUCCGCAGCGUAACGCAGAAGGCCGGAGAUUACUCUCCCAACACGUUCCGUGCGGGUCUUUUCCUCAUGGCAGGACUUUUAUUUUCCAUCCAGGCGCUCGUGCAUGCGGCAAGGCAUUUGUUAUAUGGUGACCUCACCCUGCAGGUUCACACGAGUUACUUGCUACAGGUGUACGGUGGAUACUUCUUGAUCUCAUUCCAUGUAUUGCUAUUCUGCCUGGCUUGCAUGAUUUGGACCAAAUCCAAGGUCAACUAUAGAUUCAUCUUUGAAUAUAAUACUAGGCACACCCUGGAGUGGCGCCAGUUGCUCGAGGUCUCGUCUUUUUUUAUUUUUCUACUUGGUUUGUUCAUGUGGCUUAAUUUUUCGUGGGUCAAUGAGAUGUACAUAUACUGGCCCGUUGUGCUUAUUGGCCUGUCCGUUAUCAUCGUCUAUUUACCAGCACCCGUGCUGUACCAUCAGAGUCGGAAGUGGUGGGUUGCGACGAAUUGGCGCUUGUGGUUCUCUGGGCUGUACAAGACUGUCGAGUUUCGCGAUUUCUUCUUGGGUGAUAUGUACUGCUCCCACACAUACGCCAUGGGGAACAUCGAACUCUUCUUCUGCCUGUAUAUCACAUACUGGAGUGACCCUGUCAGGUGCAACUCAUCACACUCACGAGUAAUGGGCGUCUUCACUUGUCUGCCGUCAUUCUGGCGUGCGUUGCAGUGUGGUCGUCGUUAUGCCAAUGACAAGAAGAACAAGAAACUCUCGUUUCCGCAGGAUGCGUUCCCGCAUCUAUUCAACUUGGCCAAGUAUUUAUGCGGUAUCGCCUACUACAUGUGUCUGAGUAUGUGGCGCAUCAACAGGCAGACGCGAUUCCAAGCGCCGUUCCUCACCUUUGCUCUCCUGAACUCUCUCUACACCUCUAUCUGGGAUGUGGUCAUGGAUUGGAGUUUGGGUAACCCAUAUGCCAAGCGUAUCCUUUUGCGAGAUGAGCUGGGCUUCCGCUAUGCGUGGGUCUACUAUGCCGCAAUUGUUUUGGACGUCGUGGUUCGAUUCAACUGGAUAUUUUAUGCCAUCUUCUCCAACGACAUCCAGCAUUCGGCUUUCCUCAGCUUCUUCGUUGCAUUGUCAGAGGUAUUCCGCCGUGGAGUGUGGUCCGUAUUCCGUGUCGAGAACGAGCACUGCGCGAACGUGAUGAAGUUCCACGCCUCGCGCGAGCCUAAACUUCCAUACAAGUUCGAUCUCACCCGGAGAUCCCGAGAGGGCUCCCGGGCCGACGACGUCCAGCUCCAAGAACAGCACGCCCAAACACCGGUCGUGCCCGUCGUCGACGUCGAGGCUGGAGUCGGAAGCCCAGGGUUGUCAAGUGUGCGCGCUCACUAUCCCUCAGGCCACCCAUCCGGAAGUCUCCGGCGCCUCAGCUUCAGGGCAGGAACCGCCCAUACACAAGACUUUGAGCGCCGGCAGCUUCCGUCCUAUCUCUCCAAUGCCACUGGGACUCAUGGCCAAAGCUCGGAAGAUGAGGAGACUGAUGAGGAAGGGGAUUACACUGAUACCGAAGGUGUUGCGACUCCUCUUGACGAGCAAGACGAAACCCAUUCACCAUCGGGCAGUGCGAGAAUCCGAAAAGAAGUGGAAAGUUGA